GGCCCCGCGGGGUCUAUGGGGAAGGCGGCCGCGCUCUGCGCCGGCGGCACCCGCGGGCUGGUCUCGCUCCUCAGCGCCGUGCCCUGCCUGGCCUGCCACGAGCUGCCGGCCAUGAGCAGCGAGCCGGGCGGCCGCGGCGGCGGCGGCGGAGGAGGAGGAGGAGGAGGGGGGGGUCCGGCGGGGGGUCCGCCCGCCGCCCCCCCGGGCUCCGACACCUACAAGGGGUGGCUCUUCAAGUGGACCAACUACCUGAAGGGCUACCAGCGCCGCUGGUUCGUGCUCAGCAACGGGCUGCUCAGCUACUACAGGUCUUCUGCAACUGUCAGGAGUGGUGGCUCUUCUUGGAGGCGUGUGAAAAAUACACCGGUCCGAGUUCGGAAGAUGGGGACGCAGGCAGAGAUGGCCCACACGUGUCGGGGGACCAUCAACCUGUCCACGGCCCACAUCGACACGGAGGACUCGUGUAACAUCGUGCUGUCCAACGGGGGCAGGACCUACCACCUGAAGGCCAACUCGGAGGUGGAGCGGCAGCGCUGGGUCACGGCCCUGGAGCUGGCCAAGGCCAAGGCCAUCCGCAUGCGGAACAACCAGUCAGAUGACUCGGGUGACGAGGAGCCCGCCUCGCAGUCAGACAAGAGCGAGCUGCACGGCCCCCUGAAGACCCUGUCGAGUAAACUGGAGGACCUGAGCACCUGCAAUGACCUGAUCGCCAAGCACGGCGCGGCCCUGCAGCGCUCGCUCAGCGAGCUGGAGAACCUGCGCCUGCCGGCCGAGAGCGGGGAGAAGAUCAAGGCAGUGAACGAGCGCGCCACGCUCUUCCGCAUCACCUCCAAUGCUAUGAUCAACGCCUGCCGCGAUUUCCUGGACUUAGCCGAGAGCCACAGCCGGAAAUGGCAGCGGCUGCUGCAGCAUGAGCGGGAGCAGCGGAUCCGGCUGGAGGAGACCAUCGAGCAGUUAGCCAAGCAGCACAACAGCUUGGAGCGCGCCUGCCGCGGCGCCCCCGGCCUGGCCGCGCCCACCACCAGCAUCUCCAGCACCGCCAAGGGGAGUGUGCAGCCUGCAAAGGGAGAGGCCAGUGAUGAAGAUGAGGAGACGGAGUAUUUCGAUGCCAUGGAGGAUGCACCAGCUUUUAUCACUGUAACUGCCGACCCCAAACACCACAGGCGUUCGGGCAGUAACCUGAGCGGGGCCAGCGAGGGCCACCCCGAGGACUGGAACCUGGAGGACAGUGUCUUUGAGAGCUCAAAUCAAAGCAGCUACAAUGAGUCCAUGUGCAAGGAUCUCCUGCCGAAGAAAAGGAGACGGACUCGCAUUCCCGACAAACCCAACUACAGCCUUAACCUCUGGAGCAUCAUGAAGAACUGCAUUGGCAAAGAGCUCUCUAAGAUCCCCAUGCCUGUGAACUUCAACGAGCCGCUGUCGAUGCUGCAGCGGCUCACGGAGGACCUGGAGUACCACGAGCUGCUGGACAAGGCGGUCAAGUGCGAGAGCUCCACGGAGCAGAUGUGCUUCGUCGCCGCCUUCUCCGUGUCCUCCUACUCCACCACUGUCCACCGCACAGCCAAGCCCUUCAACCCCCUGCUGGGGGAGACCUACGAGCUCGACCGGCUGGAGGAGCUCGGCUUCCGCUCCCUCUGCGAGCAGGUGAGCCACCACCCCCCAGCAGCCGCCCACCACGUGUACUCCCGGCGAGGGUGGACGUUGUGGCAGGAGAUCACCAUCGCCAGCAAGUUCAGGGGCAAAUACCUCUCCAUCAUGCCACUGGGUGCCAUCCACCUCGAGUUCCACUCCAGUGGGAAUCACUAUGUGUGGAGGAAGGUCACCUCCACCGUGCACAACAUCAUCGUGGGCAAGCUCUGGAUCGACCAGUCUGGUGAAAUAGAGAUUGUUAACCAUAAGUCCAAAGAUAAAUGCCAGCUGAAAUUUACCCCCUACAGCUACUUCUCCAGGGAUGUGCCCCGAAAGGUGACAGGGGUGGUGAGUGACGCUGAUGGCAAAGCCCACUAUGUCAUGUCUGGCACGUGGGAUGAGAAGAUGGAGUGCUCCAAGAUCCUGCACAGCAGCCACGGCAGCAGCAGCACGGAGGGCAAGCAGAAAACCGUGUACCAGACCCUGUCCCCAAAGGUCCUGUGGAGGAAGUACCCGCUCCCGGAGAACGCAGAGAACAUGUACUUCUUCUCGGAGCUGGCGCUGACGCUGAACGAGCCCGAGGAGCGCGUGGCUCCCACGGACAGUCGGCUGCGCCCCGACCAGCGGCUCAUGGAGAGCGGCCGCUGGGACGAGGCCAACGUGGAGAAGCAGCGGCUGGAGGAGAAGCAGCGGGCCGUGCGCCGCAGGAGGGAGGCCGAGGCUGUGGAGGCCCUGGAGGAAGGGAAGGACUACGAGGGGUACAUCCCACUGUGGUUCGAGCGCAAGGUGGACGCCGUGACCGGGGAGCUCAUCUGCGUCUACAAGGGCGGCUACUGGGAGGCCAAGGAAAAGCAGGACUGGAGCGUGUGCCCCGACAUCUUCUGAGCCCCUGCCCACGCUGGGGCCACCCCGCAGGACACCGGGACAGCCUGGGCACAGCCCAGGGACAGCCCAGGGACAGCCCGGACACGCUGGCACUGCCCCGCCGGCACCUCCCAGGGCAACCCCCGAGCCAACACAUGCAGAGGUCGAAACAGGGAUUCCAAACCUAUUUUUUUAUGCACUAAUAAAUAGCAUCCUUUUUUUUUUUUUUUAAAUGAUGGCUUUUUCAGCAACUAAUUGGGAAUGAAGGACACAUGGAGCCAGGUUGGGUUGGGAUAUUCAUUGCCCGUAUCCCUCAGUGCCUCGGCUCCAUCGGCCGAGACGUCGACUUCCAAAGAUGCCCGGGGUGUGGGAAUGCCGUGCGCUUGUGUGAGCUCUUCUCUUUGCCAUGUUUUUUUUCCCCUUCCAUUAUUUCUGUGUGGACUUGAUGGAAUUAUUUUUUUAAAAAAAAGAAUCUGCUCCUGGUUCAGGUUCCUUCAAAGACGGACACGAACAACCCUGAAUCCUGCUCGGAAAACUGUCCCCAGGGGCCCUGGCGCUUGAUCCCGGAGGCUCUUGGUGGUUCCUGCAGUGCCCAGUCAUCCCAGUAACACCAAUUAGGAUAUUUCAGCUGGUGACUUUGGUUUUUUGACCUGUUUUUUUGGUUUUUUUCAAGAGCCUUUGAGCCGCUUCCCCACUGUCUGAUGUGUUCAGUCAAGGCUUGGGACUGUCUUUGACGUGAUGCUCUGUGGGAGUGGUUUGAGUGAGGUUUGGUUUGGUUUUCCUGCAGCCACAUCGGAGGGGGAAUGGCCUUGCUGAGGUCUGGAACACCAGGCAGACCCAGUGCAGAGGUUUGUAAACCAGUGAUUCUCCAGGCUCCGUGUCCCUGCCCCGUAUCCUGGCAUCCGGGGCCUGGCAGGAGCCUGGACUUCGGUGCCAGGUUUUCCAGCUGCAUCUCCCUGUUGAGCUGGGUGGGAGAGGAGGAAAGAGAUGCUGUGGUGCCGCUGGGAUGGAGCCUUGGGCCUGGAUCUCCUACCCCUGUGUCUUCCCCAUCCAGCCAGACAGGUCUGGCCACAGUCCCCUGGCGUGGGAUGAAUCCAGAGGGUCCCAGCGCCCGGCUCCUGGAUCCCUUCCCUCUGCUCCCUCAUGGCUGGGCUUUCCUUGGAGCAGCUUCAGGUCACUGGGGCUGAGGGAACCCCUCGUCCCCCCUCACCCUUCCUGUGUGCCACGGCCUUCCCGUGGCCCUGGACCCGCCGGGAGAAGCGGAGUGAGCGCUGCCGGUGAUCGGCCCCGGAGCACAAAGGGGAGUAGGGCUGUCAGCCCUAAAAGGUGGGAUCCCCUGGGCCAGAGAAUAUCAGGGAGAGCUGGACACCUGCACUUGCCCCGUUGGAUGUCAUCUUUGGUGUCCUCUUCUUCAGCUCCUCACCAUAUCACACCGGCGCUGCCUCCCGGCACAUCCCCAUCAGAGGAUAAUUAGCAAUAACGAACUUCGAGGCAACGGUAACUGGAAUAUCCAGGCUGCACAUGGGACACUUAUGCAAUCAGGUUCCUCAUCCAUCAGUCUCCUGGUCAGCUUCCAGCACCUCCAUCCCUGUUCUCCCCCACAGCCCCCACAUGUACAGUCCCUCCAGCCCCUGUACAGCGUCACCGUGGGGAGGAACAGCCCCCACUGCUCUCAAGGGACCCUUUCAUCUUAUUUAUUUGCUUCUAAUUUAUACAUAUAUAUAAAUAUAUAUAAAAUUAUUUUGCUUAAAUUUCUAUGGUACACAAUAGAUGAAAAAUGAUGAAGACAGAAGUGUCUGUCUGAGUUUUUGCAGCACGAGUACGAUCCCCCUCGGCUCAUCCCCGAGGUCGGGGGAUGGUGAUGGAGUGAUUCCCAAAGCAGGGAAGUUGUGCUUUGCUCCAAAGCUGGAUGCAGUACCGCUGAAAAGGUUUUCCAGAGACAUUCCCCUCUGGAAACUAUGUAUUUGGGGUUUGAGGGGUGGCACUCGGGAUCCCUGGAAGUGGGAUGCUCCAAACUGCUUCCAGGUCCUGGGUGUCACAGCAGCUGCUCCGGCGUGUUCACUCCUUCCAGACCCUUCCUGGAGCUUUGCCCUGGCUCGGGAAACCCGAUGCAGGUCUUAAAUGAUCCAGACUUCAUUAGAUGUGGGAUUCAGCCCGUGGAGAGCUGCCGGUGUCCCGGCCCCAGGUGUCCUUCCUGGGAGAGCAGAGGAUGCUCCACACUGAUCCUGAUGCCGCUGGGUUGGUUUGUGGCAGCACCAGAGUGUCCCGGGGGAUUUAUCCCACUCGAGGCCUGAAUUGAGUUUGUAAAAUGGACUAAAAGUUGAGCUUUUCAGAAUGCCUUACUUUCCUUUUUGCUGUGUCAAUGCAAGUGUCACCUGGGAGCUUGGAGAGGGGAGAAACUCCAGCACAGGCUGUUCCCAAAGCUGGAUCUGGGUGUUCCCGCAGCAGAGGAGGGCGGGCAGCAGGAUGUUGCCCUGUAAGUGCUGGCUCCGAGGGUCCUGCUGGGCUCUGGGACCCUGAGAGGCCCUCUCUGAUGUGCCCCCAUGGCCACAUCCAUCUGGGAAUCCCCAUCACAACCCUGCGCAGCUCCAUGGAGCACAGGGGAGCACGAGGAGCACCCCAACCCAGGAAUCCCCUGGAUUUUAGGCUAAUUGAAAAAAUUGCUUCAUCUUCCAGAGUUCAUCUGUCAGCAGCACUUAACCAGAGCACCAUCUCCUGGUCCUUCUGUUCCUCCUGGAGGAUUUUAAUGUCAUUCCACUGUAAAUGCUGUUGAAUGUAUUUUCUUUUUGAACAAUAAUAUAUUGUGAGUGAUCCCUCUUCUCCUUCACGGAAAUAAAACUUGGAUUCGGGAGUUUUAAAA
Messenger RNA from Chiroxiphia lanceolata (lance-tailed manakin), 5353 nucleotides. It is a transcript of the gene OSBP2, whose product is annotated as oxysterol binding protein 2. Gene Ontology annotation, cellular component: cytosol; intracellular membrane-bounded organelle; membrane. The transcript is spliced from 15 exons. The record is from RefSeq and is a predicted model, not a curated record. Gene Ontology annotation, molecular function: cholesterol binding. Lineage: Eukaryota; Metazoa; Chordata; Aves; Passeriformes; Pipridae. The coding region runs from base 16 to 2514 and encodes 832 amino acids.